AAACGAACUGGGAAUCGUUCUAAAUUCCACCUUUUCAAUAAAUGAUCACGCUAUACUUGUAGAUAACUAGUUGAAAUUGCAAUGGAGGUGAAGCUUAGUGUACGUCAUAUUAAAAGUGGAAAAUCAUUAGCAGAUUUGACUGGUUUCAAAGCAUCAAGUACAAUAAAAGAUGUCAAAUUAUGGUAUCAUCAGUUGAAUCCUAAACUUGAUAUUAACAGAAUAUCAUUUAGGGUUGAACCAAGGGGUAAAACAUUAAAAGAUGAUCAAACACUAUUGUCAACAGGAAUAGCCUUUAAAGGAGAAAUAUACUUUAAAGAUUUAGGCCCACAAAUAGGAUGGACAACUGUGUUUUUAACAGAGUAUGCCGGACCAUUAGUUGUAUAUUUAUUAUUUUAUAUUAGACCGUCCAUUGUUUAUGGAGCAGCUGCUGCUAAUCUACCUUAUGCCAAAGUUGUGAAUAUUGCUGCUAUUUGCUGGACUGCACAUUAUGCUAAGAGAUUGUUUGAAACUGUAUUUAUUCAUAGAUUUUCAAAUGCUACCAUGCCUAUAAUGAAUAUAUUCAAAAAUUCCAUUUAUUAUUGGGGAUUUGCUGCCUUCGUUUCAUAUUUUAUCAAUCAUCCUCUGUAUACUGUACCUAUGUAUGGAGAUAAACAAAUCUAUGGUGGGUUGGCUUUGUUUAUAUUUGCUGAACUAGGUAACCUAUCAGUCCACGUUGCUUUACGCAAUUUAAGACCAGCAGGUUCUCGAGUAAGAAAGAUACCAUUUCCAACUAUUAAUCCCUUUACAUGGUUGUUUUAUCUAACAUCUUGUCCUAAUUAUACCUAUGAAGUAAUGGCGUGGGUUGGUUUUAGUGUUAUGGCACAGAGUGUUCCAGCUGCCAUGUUCACCCUGGCUGGAUUUUAUCAGAUGGCAGUAUGGGCCAAGGGUAAACACAGAAAUUAUGUCAGUGAAUUCCGAGAUUACCCUAGAAUUAGAACACCUAUCAUUCCUUUCUUGUUAUAGUUGUACUUUAUUUUAAUCUGGCAGCACUGAAACUAAUUCUUCAUAUUUCUGGUACACAUGUUAAGUUGUUUAUCAAUUAAUUUUAAAAUUUGGCUUUGGAACUAUCAUUUAAAUCAUGAUCUCAAGUGAAAGUGAUUUAUUUUAUUUUGGUCAGUUCCCUUUCAUUCGAUAAUGAACCAAUUGAACGAUUAAAGAACUGAAUAUGCAAAAAUAAUGAUCUUGUUCAAAAGCAUGUGUUAUAAUUCAGGUUAUGUUAUAUGUAUUUUAGUUCUGUUAAGAUUAUAUUCUAUGUAGUGGAAUGAUGUAGGUAAAUAUCAUGCAUUUAAACUAUAUCAUGAUUUUUAGUUGUGAAGUUUGUAUUUUUAUAAAUAUAACACAUACAUCAAC
Molecule: messenger RNA, 1389 nt
Organism: Lottia gigantea (owl limpet)
Lineage: Eukaryota; Metazoa; Mollusca; Gastropoda; Lottiidae
Exons: 12
Coding region: 82-1002 (306 amino acids)
Biological process (GO): very long-chain fatty acid biosynthetic process
Molecular function (GO): oxidoreductase activity, acting on the CH-CH group of donors
Source: RefSeq, a predicted model, not a curated record